AUGCUCUCCCUUGUUUCCCUAACGACAGAUGACCUCACCAUUGACCCCAGCUCUGCAGGAUCCUGGCUGGCUGUCUCUGAGGACGGAAAAGAGGUCAGGCAGUCUGUAAAGCGGUACAAACUUCUGCUGGGCUCAGGGGAGAACACCUUCGCCGCCGCGACUCAGGCUCUGACCACGGGCCGGCACUACUGGGAGGUGGAGGUCAAGGGGAAGUCCAACUGGGCGCUGGGCGUCGUGUCCGACGUUCUGAGGAGGGAGACGCUGGUCCCCUGCCCGGAGAUAGGCAUGUGGACCAUAAGUCACAGCGAGGGCUCGCGCUAUGUGGCGGCGGCGCAAAAGCCCACGCACCUGAGGGUGGGCCCCCCGCCCCAGAGGGUGGGCGUCUUUGUGGAUUACGAGGAGGGGCAGGUGUCGUUUUUCAACGUGGAGGCCAAAAGCCACAUCUUCACCUUCGCCGGGUGCAGCUUCACGAAGAGACUCCGCCCGGUGUUUGACCCGUGCCUGGCUCCAGAGAAAAAAGAGACGCUUCCUUUGAAACUCAUGAUGCCAUCCGACUCAAAUAAAAGAAACAUGCAGAGCGUCAGCUCUCCUGGAGGCCGGGUCCUCUCUGAAGACCAGUUCACCUGCUCCAUUUGCCUGGAGGUGUUUGUGGAGCCCGUCUCCACGCCAUGCGGUCACAGCUUCUGCAAGGCCUGCCUCCAGGGCUACUGGAACCACAGCAAGAAGUUCCUGUGUCCAAUGUGCAAGAAGGGCUACACCAGGAGGCCCGAGAUGAGCGUCAACCGGGUACUGGCUGAGAUAUGCUCCCAGUUCCAGGGGCUGGCGGUGGCUGGGGGCGCUGGGGUGACUUCCCCCCGGGGGGGCAGCGUUUGCUCCGACGCAGGCCACAGUGCUUCUCUGGGGCCGGACACGGGGGAGUAUGCUCGACCAGGCGAAGUUCCCUGCGAUUCCUGCAUUGGGAGGAAGUUAAAGGCGCACAAGUCUUGCGUGAACUGCCCGGGAUCUUUCUGUGAGACCCACCUCAGGCAUCACAAGAAGGUCAAGACAUUGACGUCCCAUCGUCUGAUCGAACCCACCUUCAACCUUGAGGACAAGAUCUGUAAGAAACACGAACGCCUCCUGGACGUCUACUGCCGGACCGACCACGCCUGCAUCUGCUCCGCCUGUGCCGAGGCCACGCACAAAUCCCACGAAAUCGUUUCCAUCGACCACGAGUUCAAGAAGAAGACGAACAAUUUGGGGAAGAAAAGGUCGGAGCUCAAACACCUGAUCAAAGAGAGGGCCAAGAAACUGGAGGAGAUCAAGCAAUCCAUCAAAGUUAUUAAGGCCAGCUCUCAGAAGGAGCUGGAGGAGAGCUGGCAGGUGUACGCGGAACUGCAGCGGCUGGUGGAGCAGAGUCAGGCCGACCUGGUGGAGCUGAUCGCCACCAGGCAGCGCGAGGCGGAGCGCCACGCUCAGGAACUGGCCAGAGGGCUGGAGAACGAGCUGAGCCAGCUGAGAAGGAGGAGCAACGAGCUGGAGGUCCACGCACAGACCAAGGACAAAGUGCUCUUCCUUCAGAACGUGACAGCACUGUCACCCUCACCCGAGCCUGCCGAUUGGUCGAUGGUCAGCAUCAACACUGACCUCUACCUGGGAACCAUCCGCUCCUCUGUCAGCGGCCUCAUCGACAAGUUCAAGGAGGAGCUCAAACGCCUUUAUGGGAAAGGUGAGGUGUUUUUAGACCCAGGCACUGCCCAGAAGAACCUGGUUGUCUCCGACGAUGGUCAGCAGGUGAAAUACGAAGAGCGCAAGGUUUCCCACUCUGAUAGUCAGAAGCGCUUCAACCCCGCCCUCUUUGUCCUGGCUCGAGAGGGCUUCAGCUCGGGCCGGCACUACUGGGAGGUGGACGUGACGCGCAAAACCGCCUGGACGCUGGGUCUGGCCCGCGCCACGGCCCACCGUAAGGGCGAGAUCAAACUGAGCCCCGGAGGGGGUUACUGGUGCCUCUGGCUGAAGAACGGUGAGGUGAAAGCCCUAGCGGCGUCCCGCCUCCCUCUGAUGCUGCAGGCCCAUCCCGGUAAAAUAGGAAUCUUCUUGGAUUACGAGGCGGGUCAGCUUUCUUUCUACGACGUGAAGUCGCGCCAACAUCUCUACACCUUCCACGACAACUUUAACGAGAGCGUUUAUCCAAUCUUCAGCCCGUGCCUCACCCAGGAUGGGAAAAACGCCUGCCCCCUCGUCAUAAGCCACGUCGAUGCUCCGCUCACAGGCCGGUUGCUUUCGCUGAAAAUGACCCUGCCUCUCCGCCGUGCAGGGAUGGCCACCACUGGCAACCUUUCUGAAGAGCAGGUGCACUGCUCUAUCUGUCUGGAUGUCUUCACCAACCCCGUGUCCAUCCCCUGCGGACACAACUUCUGCCAGAGCUGCAUCCUGGGAUACUGGAAAACCUGCCCUUUGUACCAGUGCCCCAUGUGCAAGAAGUCCUUCCACAAAAGGCCCGACAUCAGCGUCAACACCGUCUUGAGGGAAAUCGCCGAGCAGUUCAAGCAGAUCAGGGUGAAGAGCGUGGACAGCAAAGGAAGUGGGGAAGAGGGAGAGGUGAAAACCAAGAAGUGGACGAUGGAGAGGCGGAAAAAGGAGGACGAGGAAAGGCUGCUGGAGAAAGAUCAGAAGCAGCUGCUUCUGGAUGAGUUGAAGCAGAAGCAAGAGGAGGAGAGGAAGAGGAAAGUUGGUACGAAGGAGAAAGCAGGAGACGAUCUGCCACCGCUGAUCCCCCCAGUGGUGAUGCAGAAGAGCUCUCCUCCGCCGUCCCCCCAAGCUGCAGCAGAGGCUCCGCCACCACUGCCCCAAACUUCCCCUCCACCCUCACCGGCACUCCCUCAAGCUUCACCCACACCUUCUACCUCUUCCCUCCCAUCCGCAUCCUGGGAGGAGGUCUUUUGCGAUGUGUGCCUGGGGGAAGGCCGUCCGACGGCGCUCAAAUCCUGCCUGGUGUGCCUGACCUCCUACUGCGAGGAGCACCUCAGAUCUCACGCCGCCAGGUUCACCAAACACAAGGUGAUAGAGCCCGUUGCUAACAUGCAGGACAGGAUGUGCCCCAAGCACGAACGGCUCCUGGAGCUGUACUGCAAGAAGGACCAGACGUGCGUGUGCGUCCUCUGCACGGAGACUGACCACAGGGCCCACUACACCGUCCCCGUGGAGAGAGAAUGGACAGAUAAAAAGGCACAUCUGAAAAGGACGGAAAUGGACGUCCAGCAGAUGAUCCAGGACAGAGCGAAAAAGGUGGAUGAGAUAAAACACGCUUUGGAGCUCAACAAGGCCAGUGCCAGGAAAGAGAUCGAGGAGAGCAUGCAGGUGUUCUCCGAGCUGGUGCGAUCCAUUCAGAAGGCUCAGGCCGAGCUGGUUCUGGUCAUCGAGGAGAAGCAGAGGAAGACGGAGAGGUGGGCCGAAAGCUUCGUGGCUGAACUGGAGCAGGAAAUUGCUGAGCUGAAGAGGAGGACCGCUGACCUGGAAUAUGUGGCAAGGGCCGACCACAUUCACUUCUUGAAGAACUUCCCCGCUCUCAGCAUUCCUCCUUCCGUUAAGGACUGGUCUGACACCAGUGUUCCCACCGACACGUGUGUGGGGCUGAUCAGGAGGUCCGUUUCCAAACUUGAGGACGCAUUGAGUGAAAUGAUCCAAAAGCUGUGUGAAAGUGUGGACGUCAUCCUGGACCCCGACACGGCCAACCCGUGGCUGCAGCUCUCGCAGGACCGGCGCCAGGUGCGACACCUCGGCGCCUGGCAGGACCUCCCGGACCAUCCCGAUCGCUUUGACACCGUGGUCGUUGUGCUGGGGCACGACGGCUUCACCUCAGGCAGACACUACUGGGAGGUUCAGGUCGGGGAGAAAGACGACUGGUACCUCGGCGUGGCCCGGGCCUCCGUCAAAAGGAAGGGCAAAAUUUCUGUGAGCACGACCCAAGGCUACUGGGCUCUGGCCAUGAAGAAAGGCCAGGGAUACCGGGUAUCAACGUCUCCGCCGAUACUGCUCUCCCUCGACCCCAAACCAAAGAGAGUGGGGGUGUAUGUGGACUAUGAGGAAGGCCAAGUUUCUUUUUAUGACGUGAGAGCUUGGACCCAUAUUUACACAUUUCAAGCGACCUUCAGGGAGAAGAUUCUGCCCUUUUUCUACCUGUACUGCUGCGACAAAGCCUCUGACACCAUGGGGAUCUGCACCGUGAACGAGAAAAGCCUGAUCAAGCUAAGCUAAGGACCCCCACUGACCAUAAAAGACGAUGAAAUUUCCCCAAGGAAGAGGAAAGGGCGGAUUUAUUUUCAGAUACAUGCUGACACGUAACCAUUUGUUUGUCAAAAUUUCUAUAGCGGUGCAAAGUGGCUGAUGAAGUGAUCUUUAAUGGGUUUAAAGCAUAAAAAUGAGGUGUUUUUAAAACAUUUCUCUGAGAGAUUUUUGCUCUCAGGUAACAUUCUGAUAGUCUGUGAUUUAUAAAACCAGUUAACCUGGCAAAGCCAAGCAUUACACGUCCUGUUUAGAAUAGAUUGAUUUUUAAGGGAUGUUCUUAGUCUAGAGCAACAAAAGAUUUGCACGGAAUCUCGGACAAAAUGGUGCCAGAAGGAGUUUGGGUUUGGAUUGCAGAUGCACAGAGCAUGAAGCUAUUGUCUUUGGGAAAUUCCUUGUCUGCUGCUGUGUAUAAUGUCACUAUCAUGCUCCUGUAUUAAAGAUUCCCCAAAGUCUGA
Molecule: messenger RNA, 4721 nt
Organism: Menidia menidia (Atlantic silverside)
Lineage: Eukaryota; Metazoa; Chordata; Actinopteri; Atheriniformes; Atherinopsidae
Source: the annotation of a GenBank genome assembly